GCUCCUCUGGGUAUGGAUCGUCACAAGAUUUGUCCGAUAGUGAGGCUGUAACAGCUAAUGACACUGUUGACACCCCUGAUAGGGAACAUGUAGGACCCACAUCCAGGCCAACAAAUAGCAUUCUCAACACAAGGAUAGGACAUUGGACAAGCUCAGACUCAAUGAGUUUCAGGAAUACACAGACCCUGACUGAGCAUCUGAGAACAAUCUCAUAUAUACCACAACUAUGUGAUGUCAUCUUUGAAGUUGGACCAGAAAAGGUCAAAGUUCAUGGUGUCAAGGCCAUCCUUGGAACAAGAAGCAGAGUACUGUACAACUUGAUACUGAAGAAACAAAAAGAGCAAGAGUUCAAAGGAAAAACUCAUAAAAAGGACAAAAAAAAGAAAACAUCCAGUAUUUUUCAAAAUGAUGUAUUGAUCACAGUCCAGAAAUACCAACCAGAAGAUUUCAGGAAGAUUAUUGAGUUUAUACAUUGUGGAUCUGUUGACAUCAACUCCAGCUGUCUGGCAGGACUCUUAUGUGGAGCAUCACAGUUUGGCCUUGAUGACCUUGAGAAAGCAUGCUGGGAUUUUGUUAAUUAUUGUGUGAAGAAUGGAACUGUGCUAAGUUUAUUACCAUCUGCCAAGAGAUACUGUAACUUCAAACUUGGUCAAAUCUUAAUGGAAAAGAUAUUCCGCGGCGUCAGAAGAACAGUUACAGUAUAAUAUGGAAGACUAAACAAAACAAGUGCUAUUUGUUCCUGAUAUAAACAUUAAAAGUUGCUAUCUAC
Messenger RNA from Mytilus trossulus (common blue mussel), 769 nucleotides. Its product is annotated as serine-enriched protein-like. The coding region runs from base 162 to 704 and encodes 180 amino acids. Gene Ontology annotation, molecular function: protein binding. The record is from RefSeq and is a predicted model, not a curated record. The transcript is spliced from 4 exons. Lineage: Eukaryota; Metazoa; Mollusca; Bivalvia; Mytilida; Mytilidae.